Molecule: messenger RNA, 4985 nt
Organism: Leopardus geoffroyi (Geoffroy's cat)
Lineage: Eukaryota; Metazoa; Chordata; Mammalia; Carnivora; Felidae
Gene: RNF6
Product: ring finger protein 6
Exons: 4
Coding region: 1852-3903 (683 amino acids)
Biological process (GO): positive regulation of DNA-templated transcription; protein ubiquitination; ubiquitin-dependent protein catabolic process
Cellular component (GO): cytoplasm; nucleoplasm
Molecular function (GO): ubiquitin protein ligase activity
Source: RefSeq, a predicted model, not a curated record
UGGGCCCCUGAGCCCAGUUUGUUUACUGUACUGCGAACCGUACCCCGGCGCGAGCUUGCGUCGCAACGGCCAGGAAAGGAACCAGUAGCGGGACGGAGGGCGGGGGUGGCAAGAAAGUGAAGGCUCAGAAGUAAAUUGAAGACACCUGACCCUGAUGGGCAGCGCUCCAAAAAAGCACAAACAAUGGAAGGAUGGACACCACUGCGUGUAUUGAAAGCAUGUUGAAAGGAAAAUAAGGUAUUCACUUUGUUUAGUUGUGGUUUUAUUGUACAAGAAAAUUACCUGCGAGAAGAAGCUCUUAAUGUUUUGAGUGAUUAUCAGGGUAGCUUGGUUUUUAUGAUGGGUUUCAAAUUUUUUAAAUGUUUAGUACAAAAAUUUUAUUACUGCUCUCCCUAGCACACGUGCUCUUUGCUAAUGAUGGCCUUGUCCUGAUUAUUCUGAAAAUGGAAACAAACCUUGAGUUUUUAGUAACGUUAAUUUGCUUUUGAUUGGGUAGUGUCAUUCGAUCUUUCCUUUAAAAAAGGACAUAAUAGUCACUGUAAUAAAAUCCCCAAAUUUGGAACUUAAUGUUAGAAUAUGUACAUGAAACUGGAUACUUGCUUACUCCCACGUAGUUCAGACUUGUAGACUAAUUUACUUUGUAUUUAAAGUAGUUUGCUUAUUAAACACUGAGUCAGAGGCGCAGCCAUUGCUUCUCUGGUCACCUAGUUAUUUGAUCCUCCAGCCUCCAUUAUGUCAUGUGCUAUAAUCACGCACACCCUUUAUUGACAUCUAGAAAUUGUCAAGGAAUAGUUUAUUUCCUUCCACAGCACGCCCAAAUUAGCUUUUAAAGGUAGACCUGGCCCUACCUUGGAAAAUUCUGAUCUGGGAUUCGAGAUGAGAUCUAGGGCAUCUUUAUUUUUAAGAAUUUCCUCAAAUGAGUUUGAUGUGCCUUCCCAGGUGAGAGCCGUUGACUUACUAAAUAGAUGCGUUUAAGAAAUUCUAAGAUAUUUGUGAAACAAGUAAUUUUCCUCACUGGUUUCUUUUCUGUGCAAAAGUAAGCCUCUAAGGAAUGACACUCGAGUAUAAUAAAAAAAAAAAAAAAUAAGGUUUGCCUAGGCAAGGUCAGGAAGUUUCACGGGCACUCAGAAACCUCUGGGACUAACCAGGCCUGAGGAUGAGGUUUGCUGUGGGGAGACACAGGGUGCUCUGAUGGACAUUCACAGUCCUCAGAGCAAGCGUGUGGCGUUUCCUGUUAGGUUUAAGAGACCAGCUGCCAAGUCUGUUCAGUAGAUACAGUAGGCCAAAUUAUUUUUACCUAACAAAAUGCAAUGGAGGGUAAUAUUACAUAUGUGAGUUUUAUUUGGGGGAGAAUACCUUUGCUGGAAAUAAAUGUAAACGAUAGCCUCCCAAUAGCUCUGUGCUUAUUAAGUAAAAAACAAUUUAAAAUCAUGCAUAAAGUGCAUAAUUCAGCUUAUAUUUUGUAUGCUAACAUGAAGUACCCAGAUAUUCGAACUAUCAGUGAGGAUUUUAGAUUAACUUUAUCAGAGAGUGAAGGAGGCAGAAAAAUGAGAGAAGCACUUUGGUAUUCAGCUAUGAGAAAUGCGUGGUAAAACCAAAUCCAGUCUGCUAUAAGUAGUGGCUUUAAGCAAAGAAGUAGGUCCAGUUGUGUUCUGUCUCCUAGAAGCUGCUUUUCGUUUCACGUGUGAGUUCCUCACUGCAAGAUUUGGCAUAUGAAAUAUAUGAGUAGAGGACGAAAUUGAAACUGAAAGUAAAGAGACUGUAAGUCAAAAACACGAAGCUCUGUGUAGUCCACGACUAACAGCCUGGAUCUUGUACAUCUUGUUUGAACAGAAAGCCAGGAAUCUCAGUAUGAAUCCGUCUAGAUCGAGAUCGGACGGUGGUAGUGAAGAAGCCUCAUCUCAAGACCAUAAUCAUCGUGAAAGUGAGAGGAGAUGGCAGCAAGAGCGCCUCCACAGAGAAGAAGCCUAUUAUCAGUUUAUUAAUGAACUCGAUGAUGAAGAUUACAGGCUAAUGAGAGACCACAAUCUUUUAGGCACCCCUGGAGAAAUAACAUCGGAAGAACUACAGCAGCGAUUAGAUGGAGUCAAGGAACAAAGAGCAUCUCAGCCUGACUUGAGAAGUGGGACAGAUACCAGAGACUCAGAAGUCCCUAGAGAAAGUUCAAACGAAGAUUCUCUGCUAGAAUGGUUGAACACGUUUCGACGCACGGGCAACGCAACUCGAAGUGGACAAAAUGGGAACCAAACUUGGAGAGCUGUGAGUCGAACAAACCCAAACAGUGGAGAGUUUCGGUUUAGUCUGGAAAUCCAUAUAAAUCAUGAGAAUAGAGAAAUUGAAAUUCAUGGCGAAGAUCAGACAGGCAUUCCACUUUCAGAUUUUAGCAGGGAUCGUACUACAAAUAGGCAACAGAGGUCAGCCAGUCCUGUGGCUAGGCGAACGCGAAGCCAAACGUCCCUGAAUCACAGUGGUAGUAGCUCCAAUGUCCCAAGGACUAGGCUCGGGUCAAGGGGGCAGAAUGCAGCAGAAGGAUCUUUCUCAACAUUGGGAAGAUUAAGAAAUGGCGUUGGGGGAGCAGUUGGCAUUCCUAGAACGAGAGCUCCGCGUGCUGAUUUCGGUAGUCAUGCAAACCAGUUGGGUGGUAGUGAACUCAGGCAGAGGGAGGGGCAACGGUUUGGAGCAGCACAUGUUUGGGAAAAUGGGGCUAGAACUAAUGUUACAGUGAGGAAUACAAACCAAAGAUUAGAGCCAAUAAGAUUACGGUCUGCUUUCAGUAGUCGAAGCCGCUCACCAAUUCAGAGACAAAGUGGCACUGUUUAUCGUAACUCACAGAGAGAAAGUAGACCUUUACAGCAAAACGUCAGAAGGUCUGUUAGGAGGAGAGGUAUAACACGUGUCUUUUUAGAGCAGGAUAGGGAACGUAGAGGUACUGCCUAUGCUCCAUUCUCUAACUCAAGACUUGUGUCAAGAAUAACAGUAGAGGAAGGAGAAGAAUCUAGCAGAUCUUCAACUGCUACACGACGACAUCCAACAAUCACACUGGACCUCCAAGUGAGAAGGAUUCGUCCUGGAGAAAACAGAGAUCGGGAUAGUAUUGCAAGUAGAACUCGAUCUAGGGUAGGGCUAGCGGAAAAUACAGUCACUAUCGAAAGCAAUAGUGGGGGCUUUCGCCGAACUAUUUCUCGUUUAGAGCGGUCAGGUGUUCAAACCUAUGUUAGCACUAUCACAGUUCCUCUUCGGAGGAUUUCUGAGAAUGAGCUUGUGGAACCGUCAUCAGUGGCUCUUCGGUCCAUUUUAAGGCAGAUCAUGACUGGAUUUGGAGAAUUGAGUUCUUUAAUGGAGGCCGAAUCUGAGUCAGAGGUUCCGAGACAUGGUCAGCAUUUACCAGAGAGGCACUCAGAUCUGAGCACCGUAGGUGCAGUUAAUGACAUCAGCCAGCACAGUGAAGGUUCCUCUCAAAACAGGCGGGCCCGAGAAGACAGCUCUGAAAUGCGUGGUGAAAACGAGACUCCCCAGCCUCCUGCCAGAAACAGUGAUAGCAGAGGUGGCCGGCAGUCGCGAAAUUCAAAUAACUUAGUUGAGACUGGAACACUACCUAUCCUUCGCCUUGCUCAUUUCUUUUUACUAAAUGAAGGUGAUGACGAGGAUCACAUACGUGGUUUAACCAAAGAGCAGAUUGACAAUCUUUCCACCCGGAACUAUGAGCAUAGCAGUAUCGAUAGUGACCUAGGCAAAAUCUGUAGUGUUUGCAUCAGUGACUAUGUGACUGGAAACAAGCUCAGGCAAUUACCUUGCAUGCACGAAUUUCACAUUCAUUGUAUUGACCGCUGGCUCUCAGAGAAUUGCACUUGCCCCAUCUGUCGGCAGCCUGUUCUAGGGUCCAGCAUAGCAAACAAUGGGUGAAGCGUUGGGUCUGUUCAAAUAGUACAUUUUAGUAGAGCUGAGUACUUAAGCACCCUUUUGUUGAAUUCUUUGUGAUGAGCUAACCAGGAUGAAAAAGAACAGAGUAUUAUAGUUUGCACUAUUUUUUGUGUGCUUUUUUAACUUGUUAAAAAGAAAAUUUAUAUAAAACUUAAAAUGGCAAAUGUUAAAUUAUCGACAAGUACAGAAUAGUCAAUAUUGCUAGAACCAAAUAAUCUUUAAAAUGUUCUUAUUUUGGUAAUUUCGUCAUGCUAAGCACUUUUGUAUCUGCACAAUUCAGUGGGUUAACAAUCAAUCUUCCUUUUCUUAAUAGCACAGCAGACUUUAUGUGGACUUUCAACUUCCAUAGGCUUAGUGCCAUGUCCAGACAAUGGUGUCUAAAUAAGCCUUUCGUUAACUUUUUAUUGUAAGGACAAUAUCUUUUCAUGAGAGAGUGUUUGGCUGAAUGUUUGCUCUAUAUAUUUAAGUUACUUGAAAUGUUAAAUUUAAUAUGCAGCAUACCAUAUAUGUAUAUAUAGAUAUAUAAUUUUAAGGGUAAAAUAUUCCAUCUAAAAACUACCAGUUUGGUUCUUAUUUAAGCUUUUGGGCUAUUACUGCAUAUGGCACAAUGUGUAACAUUUACAGGAUCAUCUCUGGGAGGAAGUAGAUAUUUAAAAAUAGAGAUAAUUUACUGAAGCGUCUCUGACAAUCUUACUAGACAGCAAGCAAUAUGUAAUACUGAACAAGUAUUUCUUUACUCAGAAAUGGAACGUGGACAUUUUAGUACAUAUAGAGUAUUUAACUUGAGUUCGGCCUUUUUGUGACUUGUUUGAAUGUGCAAACAAUUCUUUGGAUUAUAUUAAGUAAGGUAUACAAAUAUGCAUGGUUUCUCAAAUUUACUUUUAAAAUCUAAAAAAAAAAAAAAAUGUCUAUGAAGAAUCAAAUGCAUAGAUAAUGUGUUAAGUUUACUUGGAGCCAAAAACUCCAAAUAAUACAAAACAAAAAACCCUUAAGAGAAUGUGGAAUUUAUAUGAACACGAAGUAUGCAUUGAAGAUCUAUUUCUACCAAUAAAUAUUAAAACAAA